AUGAACGGCUCUUGUGUUUCCGAAUGCCCUCCGGGUUGGUACCCUGGAUUACAUGAGCUCAGUCCCUAUUCCACGGCCCCUGGGGCAAAUCCGCCUACCUCUCCACGUCCACAAAAAUGCGAACGAUGCGGUCCGGGCUGUCACAAAUGCUCGGGGUUUCUCAAUUGUGAUCUCUGCGUCCCGGGCCUGGAAUUGCGUGAUGGCCGUUACUCCGACUUGGAUGCGGCAGGCAUGCUUAGAUACCCUUCUACCUUGCAAACCAAUACCGGUACUCGUUUGAAGUCCUCUGAAGAUUCUUCACCAUCAUCAUCAUCAUUCACCGGCACCCUUAGCCGACGACUUCCCAGUCCACCCCAGUUCGAUUGUGUUCCAACCUGUCCUCAGGGCACAUUCCUGACUCGACUCGCUCAGGGAGAGACAAGCUGUGUGCCUUGUGAUCCGACGUGUGCCAGUUGUCGUGGUCCCUUAGCCUCAGACUGUACCAGUUGUUCCGCUCAUGGACCCGCACCGCGCUGUCUCCAUCCGGCUGNGAACGCGGAAGCCGGCAACAUGACUGGAUCACCCCAGUCGGACGGAUCGAUCCCGGGCGUGUUCACUUGGGGUCGUUGCAUUUCAUGCUGCGCGUACAAAUUUGCCUUGAUCAGUCGCUCGCCUCGUGACUGCAUGUUCUGUGUGGCUGACAAGAAGGUGCUAGAUGAAUACACAGUCGCGUAUGUUUCGGUUCCAGACUCCCCGUAUUGUUUGAAUCUGUCAAACAGUAGCACGACAGCCCUGUUGUCAUCGCUACGGCAGGAAUCGAAACGACCACAGUCGGCACCAGUGCUACCACCACCACCACUACGACUAGCAUCGAUGAACAAACCAGCGUUAUGUUUGAAAGCACUCAGUCGAUUGUCACGCCCAGAACGCAAACGGUGA
Echinostoma caproni is the source of this 918-nucleotide messenger RNA. The record is from the annotation of a GenBank genome assembly. Lineage: Eukaryota; Metazoa; Platyhelminthes; Trematoda; Plagiorchiida; Echinostomatidae.